Messenger RNA from Mangifera indica (mango), 2079 nucleotides. Its product is annotated as O-fucosyltransferase 36-like. Bases 166 to 1815 code for a protein of 549 amino acids. The record is from RefSeq and is a predicted model, not a curated record. Gene Ontology annotation, biological process: protein O-linked glycosylation via fucose. Gene Ontology annotation, molecular function: peptide-O-fucosyltransferase activity. Lineage: Eukaryota; Viridiplantae; Streptophyta; Magnoliopsida; Sapindales; Anacardiaceae. The transcript is spliced from 3 exons.
AAUGGACUAUAAUGGGUGGUUUUCUCCUGACCGGCUGAUAUUGUUUACUCAUUAACAGCUUCUCCCUCCUUUGUGUCUCUCUUCUUCUACCUCUGAAUCAUCACACUCUGACUGAGCAACUGAAAUACCGCCUUCUCUUCACAAGCAAUCAAAGCUCCAUCUAAAAUGGGCCGAGAUUCACCAGACGAAGACGAAGAUCGCGAGAUCUUGAUUCACCAAAACAACACCAAGCACCGUGAACCACAUUCCACAUUGCGCAUUGACGACUCCGCCCCACCAACACGGCGUCAUUCCGGUGUUAAUUUCAGCAGUCUUAAUAAAAGGUACCUUUUUGCUAUCUUCCUUCCAGUCCUCAUCCUCAUCCUUUAUGUCUCCGUCGAUCUCCAUGGUCUUUUCCCCGCGAAUGUUGCAAAAGUCAGACUCGAUUCCGCCGGCGACUCCAUGCACGAGUCUGAGCUACGCGCUUUGUAUUUACUUAAACAGCAGCAAUCUCAGCUCGUCGCGAUGUGGAACCAAUCAUUUUUUAAUAUUAAUAAUUCCAUUAGUAAUCAAAAUUCUUAUCGAUUCUUUCAAGACGCUAAAUCGAUUCUUCUCAAUCAGAUUUCUCUGAACAAACAGAUUCAGCAAGUUCUUUUAUCUCCUCAUAAAACUUCAAACUUCUCGCAAAACGAUGAUGCUUGGAACCCGGCCUUUGGUCCCGACGGCUGUAGAAAGAAAGAUUCAUGGGCUACAGAUAGAAGAACCAUUGAAUGGAAUCCAAAGCAAGAUAAAUACUUGUUCGCGAUUUGUUUGUCGGGCCAAAUGUCUAACCAUUUGAUUUGCUUAGAAAAGCAUAUAUUUUUCGCGGCUGUGUUAGGCCGUGUUUUGGUGAUGCCCAGUUUUAGGGUUGAUUAUCAGUUUAGUAGAGUUCUCGAUAUCGAGCACAUAAACAAAUGUGUUGGCAGAAAAGUAGCGGUGUCAUUUGAAGAGUUUGAAGAAUCGAGAAUAAACCAUCUCCACAUUGAGAAAUUUAUCUGUUAUUUCUCUUCGCCACAGCCUUGUUAUAUCGAUAAGGAGCAUAUGAAGGAGUUGAAACUGUUAAAACUUUAUAUUGGAAAGAUUGAGACUCCUUGGGAGGAGGAUGUCAAGAAGCCGAGUAAAAAAACAAUUCAAGAUAUUGAGGCAACGUUUAAGAGUGAUGAUGAUGUGAUUGCCAUUGGUGAUGUGUAUUAUGCCGAUGUUGAGAGCGAUUGGCUUAUGCAGCCUGGUGGUCCAAUUGCUCACAACUGUAAGACCUUGAUUGAACCUAGCAGGCUCAUUUUGCUUACUGCCCAGCGCUUUAUUCAGACUUUCUUGGGGAGUAAUUUCGUUGCUGUUCAUUUUCGCCGCCAUGGAUUUUUGAAGUUCUGCAAUGCUAAAAAGCCAAGUUGCUUUUACCCCACUCCUCAAGCUGCAGAUUGUAUAACUCGGAUUGUUGAAAGGGCCAAUGCACCAGUCAUAUACCUUUCAACAGAUGCAGCAGAAAGUGAAACUAGAUUGCUGCAGUCACUAGUUUUGGUGAAUGGGAAGACUAUACCACUUGUUAGGCGGCCUGCUCAUCAUUCAGCUGAGAAAUGGGAUUCUUUGCUGUAUAGACACCAUCUUGGGGGUGACACACAGGUGGAAGCUAUGUUGGAUAAGACAAUCUGUGCUUUGUCUAGUGUGUUCAUUGGAGCCUCUGGAUCCACCUUCACAGAGGAUAUCUUGCGGCUGCGCAAGAGUUGGGGAUCAGCAUCAGUGUGUGAUGAAUACCUCUGCCAAGGAGAAGAUCCCAACUUCAUUGCCAAAGAUGAAUAAUGAGUAUUGAAGAAAAUACAAAAUUCAACACAUUGGUAUAUUCUGAGAAUCUUUUUACUUUCUCAUAUCUUUGUUCAUUUGGCUCAGAAUUUUGUUGAAAAGUAAUGUAGUGAUAUAGUAGUGUAUGAUAAUAUCUUUCCUGCUUCCUUGUAUCAUAUUCGUUUACAAUUCCUGCCCUGUUUCAUGUGUAGCCAGUUCAUAUUGAUAAUUUUUAAACCUCCAUUGAAGCACAGCAGAAUAUUUGCUGGUUUCCAUUUUUUUUAA